AUGGAAGCGGCGACAGCAAGCGAGCAGCAAAGAGCGAGCCUCCGAGCCGGUCGAGUGACGAUAGAGGCGUGGCAGCCGAGCCAAGUGUCGCGGACGUUUUUGCCGGGCAGGCGUCAGACGGGCAACGAGCAGCCGGAGGCGAAAGACUUGCAGCGUCGACUCGAAGCGAGCAUGAUCGCUCGAACGUCUAAACUCUGCAGCCGAAUCUGCGUCCGACAAGGACGAGGUGGAGGCUUGGGCGGGCCUGGCCCAGGGUCGUGUGCGAGCAGCGGAGGUUGUGAGAGCGCCAACACGGGUUGCCAAGCAGCGGCGGGCAACUGGAGCUUGGCGGUGCUGCGGGCAGUGCACCAAAGCACCGCCAAAUCUGGGCGCCCCGAUGUCGUCAUCCGGCCUCCAGGGGCCAUCAUCGCAUACCUUUACCCGCUGGUGAAGAGCAAAAUGCCCAAAAACAGGAGAAGGGCGGUGGUUCGCACAGAGUAG
Messenger RNA from Moesziomyces antarcticus, 480 nucleotides. RefSeq lists its product as uncharacterized. The record is from RefSeq and is a predicted model, not a curated record. The coding region runs from base 1 to 480 and encodes 159 amino acids. Lineage: Eukaryota; Fungi; Basidiomycota; Ustilaginomycetes; Ustilaginales; Ustilaginaceae. The transcript is spliced from 2 exons.